Molecule: messenger RNA, 1188 nt
Organism: Corylus avellana
Lineage: Eukaryota; Viridiplantae; Streptophyta; Magnoliopsida; Fagales; Betulaceae
Source: RefSeq, a predicted model, not a curated record
UCCUCUACAACUUUCAUGGCCACUAUCCUCGCCUUUUUUCUCUUCCUCUUCUUUCUACUAUGGAUACUAAGAAAAGCUCGUAAAACAACAGUACUUCCACCAGAAGCUGGUGGCGCCUGGCCUUUGAUUGGCCACCUCCACCAAUUAGGAGGGACAAAACCAACCCAUAUAACAUUGGGUAACAUGGCCGACAAGUAUGGAUCAAUCUUCAGUAUCAGGCUGGGAGUACAUCGUACUCUGAUAGUGAGCAGUUGGGAGAUAGCAAAAGAGUGCUUCACCACAAACGACAGAGCCUUUGCCAGCCGUCCAAAAUCUAUAGUUUCAGAACUCUUGGGCUACAACUAUGCCGCGUUUGUGCUUAGCCCUUAUGGUCCUCACUGGCGCCAAGUGCGUAAAAUAGCCACCGUCGAGUUUCUCUCAAACCACCGCGUUGAGAUUGUCAAAGACAUCCGAGAGUCUGAGGUAAAUAGAGCUGUGAAAGAGAUAUAUGAGGUCUGGGUGAAGAACAACAACGUGUUGGUAGAGAUGAAGAGAUGGUACGGAUCCAUAACCCUAAAUGUUGUAUUGCAGAUGGUUAUAGGGAGGCGAUUUGAUGGGAGUGGAACCAAGGAGGAGAAUGAAGCUAACGAUGAGUGCAUGAAGGUAUUAAGAGAUUUAUUUGAGUUGAGUAGUACAUUUGUGGUAGCAGAUGCGCUUCCUUACCUAAGGUGGUUGGACUUGGGAGGCUACCAGAAGGCCAUGAAGCGAACUGCAAAAGAAUUUGAUCGUGUGCUUCAAGGAUGGUUAGAAGAACAUAAGCAAAGGAAAGUUUCCAGUGAGGCAAAGGGACACCAAGAUCUUAUGGAUGUGAUGUUGUCUGUUGUUGCCGACGACGACGAAAAGAUAUCAAAUUAUGAUGCUGAUACAAUCAUUAAAGCUACAUGUCAGUCCCUAAUCAUUGCGGGCAUAGAUACAACAGCAACAACAUUGAUAUGGACUCUCUCUCUACUUCUUAACAACCAAGAAUCCCUAAAGAAAGCACAACAAGAGUUAGAUGUCCAGAUUGGCAGGGAGAGGCAAGUAAAUGAAUCAGACACAAAAAAUCUAGUCUAUCUCCAAGCUAUCAUCACAGAAGCAAUGCGUUUAUACCCUAGAAAUAGUAGUACUCCUCCGGGGGUUGUGGUUGCGGUUUGCCCAUGCAAGGCUUAA